UAAAUAUAUGGAAAACACGACACGGUGUGUACCAUAAUAAUAUGCUGAUAUGCCAUAUUAUACCAUAUAGAUAUAAUUUAUUAGUAAUGUAAGGAUAGUGCAAUAAUUAUUUCUUUUCUUGUGUAAUUAUCAAUUGUGCAAAUACAAAUAAUUAUAAAGCGCAGCUUAUGCACGUUGACGGUCACCCAAUUUCCUUUGCACGUUUCAUAGAAAUUAGUAAUUGACAAUAUUGUCAGUCCCGUUUCGUAGUCGUGAAUGAUUUUGGAAAUUUGGCGGUUCUUGACUAGCGUACAAAUAUAUUUAUGUGUUGAUUUAAAAUGCCUUUAGCAAAAAGUAUUCUUCAUCCAUCUGCUGUAGAAGACUUACGUAGCCAUAAAUUGAAGCGGCUUGUACCUCGUCCAAAUUCAUAUUUUAUGGAUAUCAAGUGUCCAGGUUGCUACAAGAUUAAAACCGUUUUUAGUCAUGUUCAAGAGAAAGUGAGAUGUGACGGUUGUCUAAUAGUACUUUGCAGACCAACUGGAGGCAAAGGAAAAUUGUCUGAUGGAUGUUCAUAUCGAAAGAAACACUAAAGAACUAUUUGUAUUUAAUUCGAAAUUAAUAUUAAAUUGAUUGAUAUUUUCAUAAUUAAAAUUAUAUUUUAUUAACAUUA
Acyrthosiphon pisum (pea aphid) is the source of this 649-nucleotide messenger RNA. RefSeq names its product ribosomal protein S27-2 (gene Rps27-2). Bases 318 to 569 code for a protein of 83 amino acids. Lineage: Eukaryota; Metazoa; Arthropoda; Insecta; Hemiptera; Aphididae. The transcript is spliced from 4 exons. Gene Ontology annotation, cellular component: ribosome. Gene Ontology annotation, molecular function: structural constituent of ribosome. The record is from RefSeq and is marked validated. Gene Ontology annotation, biological process: translation.